Molecule: messenger RNA, 1008 nt
Organism: Homalodisca vitripennis (glassy-winged sharpshooter)
Lineage: Eukaryota; Metazoa; Arthropoda; Insecta; Hemiptera; Cicadellidae
Exons: 2
Coding region: 1-1008 (335 amino acids)
Source: RefSeq, a predicted model, not a curated record
AUGGAUUUUUCUAGCUCAGUGGAAGAGAUCGUGGCACUCAACAACUUCGCUCAUAUCCAUCUGAUCGGAGAUUUCAACCUUCCUGGUAUCAGCUGGACUUCAUCCCAGGUCGUGCCCAACCAUUCCGCAAUUGCGAUCUCCGAGAUGGCCGAGCUGCUUGGUCUGUCGCAGGUAAUCCAUUUGGCAAACGAUAGAGGGGUGAUUCUGGAUCUCGUCUUUACUUCUUCUAGUUCUGCGGAGGUCACUCGAGAUGUUGAUCCUCUUGUUGCUGAGGAUAUUCAUCACCCGUCCCUAAGUAUGGAGUUGGAUCUCCCAGUAAAGAGAAAUAUACAUUCUUUCCUCAGACCUGAUUUGAGAAAAUGCAACCUUCAAGCAGUUUUCAGCGAACUUCAAAGAAUGAACAUAAUGUCAUGGACUAUGUUUGACGAUGUUGACGCUUCCUUUGCCGGCUUCUGUAAGACUAUCGGCGACUGCGUAGUAAGGAAUUCUCCUCUGAAGAAACACAGCCAGCCUUCCUUUCCCAUAUGGUUUUCAAAGAAACUUGUCCACCUUACACUCUUGAAAAAUAUUCUUCACAAACAAUUCAAGCUGACCUUCGAUGUAACGAUUUACCGUCGAUUCGCAGCCGUUAGAUCUGAGUGCAAGUCAUUGACAAAAAUUUGUUUCCUGCGCUAUGUCAACCACGUUCAAGAAGUGCUACCAUCCAACCCCAAAAUAUUUUGGACCUAUCUUAAGGCCUGCAACAGAUCUGAUACAGCCCCAUCAGUGAUGUCCUUUGAAGACACCACAUCAUCUGAUGAUGUUUGCAUUGCAAAUAUGUUUGCUGACUUCUUCUCAUCGGUUUUCGGCACCAGCCGAAGCUCUACUCAUACUGAAGACUCUUCUGGUAUUGAUGCUAUUUCUACAUGUCUCCUUGAUUAUGAUGAUGUCCAAAGUGCCCUCACAAAUCUUGAUGUGUCCAAGGGGCCUGGUCCCGAUUCUAUAUCGCUUGCAGUUGUUGCAGUUUAG